Molecule: messenger RNA, 504 nt
Organism: Trachymyrmex cornetzi
Lineage: Eukaryota; Metazoa; Arthropoda; Insecta; Hymenoptera; Formicidae
Gene: ave
Product: sterile alpha motif domain-containing protein aveugle
Exons: 3
Coding region: 122-463 (113 amino acids)
Biological process (GO): cell surface receptor protein tyrosine kinase signaling pathway
Cellular component (GO): cytoplasmic side of plasma membrane
Molecular function (GO): protein binding
Source: RefSeq, a predicted model, not a curated record
CGCUUCUCUUUGUAUAUGUUCUGUGGAUCGCGCAGUCCAUUCUCUAUGGCUUUUCGCUGAAUGCGACGAAUGUGCAUCGCUUCUAUCCGAUAUGUCAUGUUACUAAAGAAGUUAAAGUACAAUGGUAGAGGAGGUUGUUAAUCCCAGCAUUAGAACGAAAAGCAAGACAACUCGACCACGUCCAGUAUAUUUAUGGAAUGUACUAGAUGUGCAGAAAUGGCUGAGACGACACUGCAGCGACUAUUAUCAGCUAUACUAUGAACUGUUUCUGCAUCACGACAUUACAGGAAAGACAUUGUUAAGAAUAAAUGAAAAUAGCUUGAGACGGAUUGGGAUCGAUAAUGAACAGCAUAGGAUGGACAUUUGGAGAGAAAUUAUUAAAUUGCAUCUUAAAACAGAUAUGUUAGAGCUUAAGGACAUUGAGCGACGUGAUAAUAUGAUGAACCUUGAUCGAAACAUAUAAAACCUAUUGUUGCACAGAUAUAUUUUUUAAAUAUAUAUUAU